AGGGCAAUUUCGGAAAGCUGACAAAAUUGGCAUGAAGCCCAAAGAGUAAAUUUUUAAUGUAAUGUUUUGAUCAACCUUCAUCAAAAUUCCAGUGAAAAUAUGACUUUUCCAAGUAAAUUAACUGCAAAAAAUGUGAUUUAGUACGUGUAGUUGGCAGCGCAAACACUAAAGAGCAUAAUGGAAGUAAUGGUAGGGCUGUCAAGGUAUUUGCGGCGAAAGGUUUUAGAAGUUCCUGUACGUGUUGUAACUUUACAUUGCGUGAACUACACAAGGCUAGCUGAGGUUGGCCGCUUAGAAGAACCAAAGUCUGAUGGAAAAUAUGACACAGGACAACUGUUUCUUCACAGAGUAUUUGGCUACCGUGGCGUCGUUCUUUUUCCAUGGCUUGCCAGAGUAUAUGAUAGAGAUGAGUCUGUCAGGAAGAGAGGAAACAGGAGUGUGCCAUCUCCUGGAUCGCCAUCUUCAGAUGUAAAAGGUCAGACACAGACCUUCUAUCAAGUUCUAAUUGACUCCAGGGAUUGCCCAUUCAUUCGAGCACAAACAGAGGCAGUUACGUUUCUUGGUAACCAAGACAGCAGUCGUAGCUUGUAUGCUAUACCAGGCUUGGACUAUGUAGCCCAUGAGGAUGUACUGCCAUAUACAACUACUGAAAAGCAGCCACUGCAUCAUGAACUGGUGGACAAAUUCUUGUCUCAUGUGCCAGACAGAGAUCCUCCAUUUGUAGGACUAGAAACUUUAGAUGCAUGGCAAAGAAAAAAUCAUCCAUGGCUUGAAUUGUCGGAUGUUCACAAGGAAACAACAGAAAAUGUUCGUGUGACAGUCAUACCUUUCUAUAUGGGUUCUAGAGAAUUUCAGACUGCUUCUGUUUAUUGGUGGCGAUACUGCAUACGUCUUGAGAAUCUUGGAAAAUUAUCAGUUCAGCUGCGGGAGCGGCACUGGCGAAUCUUCAGCCUGUCUGGUACACUGGAGACAGUGCGUGGACGUGGAGUGGUUGGCCAGGAACCUGUCCUCUCUCGGACUUCGCCAGCUUUCCAGUACAGCAGCCAUGUCAGUUUGCAGGCACCAUCAGGCCACAUGUGGGGCACCUUCCGUAUGGAGCGUGAAGAUGGAUUUUCAUUCGACUGUCGCAUCCCGCCCUUCCCACUUGAGAGCAAAAUAGAAGAGCAGCCACCAGCCUCAUCACCUACACAGGGAGCAGAAUGAAUUAGAGACUAAUUGUAUUUAUUGUACAGAUUCCAGUAAUUUAUUUGAAAAAACAAUUGUGCAAGUUGUAAUUUCUGAACUGUCCUUGCUGAUGCAAGUGAAUUAAAGAAUUGAAACUGUGGAUAGCCUGUGAAA
Molecule: messenger RNA, 1338 nt
Organism: Schistocerca piceifrons (Central American locust)
Lineage: Eukaryota; Metazoa; Arthropoda; Insecta; Orthoptera; Acrididae
Gene: POLDIP2
Product: polymerase delta-interacting protein 2
Biological process (GO): error-free translesion synthesis
Cellular component (GO): nucleus; mitochondrial nucleoid
Molecular function (GO): DNA binding
Source: RefSeq, a predicted model, not a curated record